CCAGCCGAGCUCGGAGCCCCGGCGAUCGGACACUUCCUUUGCGACGCCAGCGGAGUCCUCCCCGCUCCAGGAGCCCUGUCCCAGCCGCAGCCACGCCACCCCUCAAUCCCGGACACCCAGCACCAUUCAGCGCGAAGCUCUUUCACCAGAUCUAUGGCAUUCUGACAAUGAACAAGCGCGCUCAGUUAUUGGAACAGCUGCAGUUUGUCCAGUUGAAAUGCACACCUCGAGACAUGCCCUGUGUGCAGGCUCAGUACGGGCCCGCCCCUCCAGGCUCAGCCUACUCUGGCCAGUCCUUCAGUUACCAGGGCGACAGCUACAGCUCUGACCUCAUGACCCCUGACUACACCAAACUGGACCUAGGCGGGGGCGAGAUCUCCGCUGCCGCUGCCACCACCUCCCUCCCCAGCUUCAAUGUAUUUGUGGAGGGCAGCUACGAGCCGAAGUCCUCCUGCCUCUACCAGAUGGCUACACACAGGCCCACCAUCAAGAAGGAGGAGGAGAGCUACCCGACUGCUCCACCACUGGAGGCCAUGUCCUCCUCUACAAUGUACUUUAAGCAGUCUCCCCCUUCCACUCCCACCACUCCAUCCCUGCCGCCCCAACCUGGCACCUCCUUUCUGUGGGAGGAGCACUCCCUGGCCCCUCCGUCGCACCCCCACUCUAUGGGCUCCAGCUUGGAGACAGGCCCGCUCAAGUCACCCCGCUUUCCACACUUCUACCAGCACUCGCCACCCCAUAGUGGCGGCAGUGUUGGUGGGGGCUAUGAGAAUCUGGGAGGAGGACUGGUUCGCACCUCCUCUUCCUCCUCCUCCUCCUCAUCCUCAGUUUCCCAUACUCAUGGUCCACCCCUGGAGCAGUCCAUGUACCAGCUGCACCGCGGGGCUGGGGGUAGCAGCUUCGCCUUCCGCUCGCUGGCUCUUGGGCCCUGUGGCCCCCUACUGGGGGACAGCCUGCCCUCGCCUCCCCCACGUGGCCCCCAAGGAGAGGGCACCUGCGCAGUGUGUGGGGACAACGCGGCCUGCCAGCACUACGGUGUACGCACUUGUGAGGGCUGCAAAGGCUUCUUCAAGCGCACCGUGCAGAAAAACGCGAAGUAUGUGUGUCUGGCCAGUAAGAACUGUCCUGUGGACAAGAGGAGACGUAACCGCUGCCAGUACUGCCGCUUUCAGAAGUGUUUGAGUGUUGGCAUGGUGAAGGAAGUGGUACGCACUGAUAGCUUGAAGGGGCGCCGAGGCCGUCUGCCUUCGAAACCAAAGAGCCCCCUGCAGACAGAAGCAUCUCCUCCGUCUCCACCUCUCAGUCUGCUUUCCGCUCUGCUCAGGGCCUAUUCCCACUGCACACCCCGUGACUUCGACUACAGCCAGUUCAGUGCUGCCGACCCCCCUUCCUCCUCCUCAGAUGCCGAGCACAUCCAGCUCUUCUACAGGCUGCUCACCAUCUCGAUGGAGACCACACGUUGCUGGGCUGACCGGCUGCCUGGCUUUUCCGAGUUUCAGCGUGACGAUCAGAAUCUGCUCAUAGACUCUGCCUUUUUGGAGCUGUUUGUUCUGCGACUGGCUCACAGGUCGAUGCUGUCAGAGGAUAAGCUAGUGUUCUGUAACGGCUUGGUGCUGCAUAGGUUCCAGUGCCUUCGUGGGUUUGGAGAGUGGCUGGACUCCAUCCGGGACUUCUCCACCCACCUCCAGAGUCUAAACCUGGAUGCCUCUGCCAUAGCCUGUUUGGCUGCCCUCGUGCUGCUCACAGAGCAAGUCCCAGGUCUGAAGGACUCAAAGCGGGUGGAGGAGCUGCAGAAUAAAGUGAUUUGUUGUCUCAGAGACCACCUGGGUUGCGGCCCUUCUUCCUCCUCAUCCAAGGCUGUGCCCCCUCUAAGUCGCAUUCUGGGUUUGAGGGCAGAGCUCCGUUCCCAGAGGACCCAAGGCCUGCAACGAAUCUUCUACCUGAAGCUGGAAGAUCUGGUACCACCCCCUCCGUUGAUUGACAGAUUCCUGGACACUCUGCCCUACUGACAGUUCAGUCUGACCACCCAGAGAAAAACCCAGUUCACGUCCAGUUCAGGCCUUUAAAACCCCCCUCACCCCACCCCCCACAACCAGAGAGACUCAGUCACCUCUGACUGAUGCAGAACUGAGAGAACCAAUAAGAUACUUUUCAAUCAAUGGAACAACCAAUCAAGAAUGCCUUUUCACUCAAACUGACAACCACUUAAAUGCUUUUCACCAGAAUAAAAGACUCAAAUGCUUUAUCACUUUUUAUUUUUCCUCAUGAGAGAGGAUGACAAGACUGAGAUGGAACAGAAAAAUGACUUUUUACUGUCUUCUCUCCAUCUGGGUGACAGCUCAUCCAGCAAAAAAAGACAAAACUCUGUGUUUAUCUGUGUUUCGGCCUGGCUCAUCCAGUCUGAGGAUUUUCUGUAGUACAGAGGAAGAGGAGGCAUCAGUAUGAUUGAAUGUUUUCAAACCUGAAGAUGUCCCUGUGAAACACAAGUUGCUGUGUAUUCUAUUUCCUCCGCUGAGAGGAGGAAGGGGUUUUUUCAUACUUAAAUGUACUGAAAUGUCAGAGGUCAGACAGUGUGAGUAUACACUUGUGGAAUCAUGAUAAAGCAGGACACAGAUAUUUCAUAAACACAUGAAAGUGGCUGUUGAGUUGGGCUCUUGAUUCCAAGUGCAAUUUCUUAAGUGCUAUCUCACCACAAAAGCAAGAGGUGGAGAAGGAACGGUUUAAUUUCAAACUCUAAAUUAUUUUAAUGCAAAGACCUCUCCUGUACUCUAAGUAUCUAAAAGAAAGAAAGACAGUCUCCAUCUGGCUUUAGACAGCAGAGGAGAUACUGUGCACUAACGAUCGAUGACUGAGUCACCCAGACUUGAACUUGCUCUAGUAUAUUUUUUUUAUUAACUCGUUUUGAAGUCAUAGGUCGGGUAGGAGUAUGGAGGAAUGAACAUGGACAUAAAUUGGCUUUUGAAGCACUUACACCCUGUAAAGGGCUAGAGGCACAGACACACACCCUACCUGCUCGUACGGAGGACGGUGAGCGGAGGGUGCUCGACAGAUAGCUGCAAGUUCAGGGGUGAAACAUUCCGCAGUCGUGCUCUUUUUCUAUUUGUUCCUAUUGUGGAGAUUGUGUGAGAAUGUGGAGGACAUGGUUGCAUACUGUCUUUGUGUGUACGCUUAGAGAAGCCAGGGUCAAAUGCAUGGUGUGUCAUAAGCUGUCAAGACCUGCCAUAGCCUGUCAAAACAGCUCGAGUUGUGUUUGUGUCUCAGACUGCGGCUCUAUGGGGAUGUCCCUGGGCCUCCACCACCCACUCACACACUCACAGCAGCAGUUUGAAAUAUGAA
Molecule: messenger RNA, 3336 nt
Organism: Monopterus albus (swamp eel)
Lineage: Eukaryota; Metazoa; Chordata; Actinopteri; Synbranchiformes; Synbranchidae
Gene: nr4a3
Product: nuclear receptor subfamily 4, group A, member 3
Exons: 8
Coding region: 168-2009 (613 amino acids)
Biological process (GO): cellular response to corticotropin-releasing hormone stimulus; regulation of transcription by RNA polymerase II
Cellular component (GO): transcription regulator complex; nucleus
Molecular function (GO): zinc ion binding; RNA polymerase II cis-regulatory region sequence-specific DNA binding; nuclear glucocorticoid receptor binding
Source: RefSeq, a predicted model, not a curated record